GAAACUGCAGGUCAAUCCCAAAUCCAUUUGAUUUUCGCUCUCGUCGGUCUUCCCACCCAUCCAUCCAUACCUCCGCCGCCUGCUCCGGCGAAUCCUCCGCCGCCUGACGCCUCCACCGCUCAUCUCAUCCGCCGCCACCCGCCUCUCAUCUCGCUGCUGCUCCACGGCAUCCCCCGCUGCUGCUCUCCGGCUCGGUGGCGCAGCCGUCCUCUCCCGAUCGAGCCGGCGCCAUUCUCCUCUCGUUCCGUGGCUUCUCGAGCUCACCACCACAAGCGGUUGGAUCGUCGCAGAAGAUCGAGCGGGGGAGAUGCGAGACGGCCCGGCGCCGCCGAGCCGAUGUCCACCCGCUCCACCACCAGCUCCGUCCUCAACUUCCUACGCCACGUCUCCUUCCCGCCGGACCCGCGCCUCCUCCCCUCCGCGCUCAAGUCAUGCUCGGCGCUGCGCCUCGCCCGCGCCCUGCACGCGGCCGCCGCCGUCGCGGGCGUCUCGCGGGACGCCUUCGUCGCGUCCUCGCUCCUCCACGCCUACCUCCGCUUCGGCGCCACGGCCGACGCCCGCAGCGUGCUCGACGGAAUGCCGCACAGGACCGUCGUGGGCUGGAGCGCGCUCAUUGCCGCUCACGCCUCUCACGGGGACGCCGAGGGAGCGUGGGGGCUCCUCGAGCGGAUGCGGAGCGAUGGCGUCGAGCCGAAUGUGAUCACCUGGAACGGGCUUGUCUCCGGGCUGAACCGGAGCGGGCGCGCACGGGACGCGGUCCUGGCGCUUGUGAGGAUGCACGGGGAAGGGUUCUUGCCUGACGCGACCGGAGUCUCGUGUGCGCUAUCUGCGGUUGGGGAUGUUGGAGAUGUCGCUGUCGGUGAGCAGCUCCAUGGGUAUGUGGUGAAGGCCGGGUGCAGGUUGGAUGCUUGUGUGGCCACUGCGCUCAUCGACAUGUAUGGCAAGUGCGGACGAGCUGAUGAGAUAGUCCGGGUGUUUGAUGAGUCAAGCCAUAUGGAUGUUGCCUCUUGCAAUGCCCUCGUCGCUGGGCUGUCACGGAAUGCUCAAGUCUCUGAGGCUUUAAGGUUGUUCAGGGAGUUUGUCGGCAGAGGGAUUGAGUUGAAUGUUGUUUCCUGGACCUCGAUUGUAGCUUGUUGUGUGCAGAAUGGAAGGGAUCUGGAAGCCGUUGAUCUUUUCAGGGAGAUGCAGUCAGAAGGAAUCGAGCCAAAUUCAGUUACAAUACCGUGCGUGCUGCCAGCUUUUGCAAAUAUUGCAGCUCUGAUGCAUGGUCGUUCUGCACACUGUUUUUCUCUUAGGAAGGGCUUUCAUCAUGACAUUUAUGUGGGGAGUGCUUUGGUGGACAUGUACGCCAAGUGUGGCAGGGUCAGGGAUGCAAGGAUGAUCUUUGAAGCAAUGCCAUAUAGGAAUGUGGUUUCAUGGAAUGCAAUGAUUGGUGGCUAUGCUAUGCAUGGAGAGGCUGAGAAUGCUGUGCGGUUGUUCCGAUCCAUGCAAAGUUCCAAAGAGAAGCCUGACCUAGUCACCUUCACUUGUGUCCUUGGUGCCUGCAGCCAAGCUGGCUGGACAGAGGAGGGGCGUAGUUACUUUAAUGAAAUGCAGCACAAGCAUGGAAUUUCUCCGAGGAUGGAGCAUUACGCAUGUAUGGUUACUCUGCUUGGUCGGGCUGGUAAGCUUGAUGAUGCGUAUGAUAUCAUAAAUCAGAUGCCGUUUGAGCCAGACGGUUGUAUUUGGGGGUCAUUGCUGGGCUCUUGCAGGGUUCAUGGAAAUGUGGUCCUUGCUGAGGUUGCAGCAGAAAAUCUAUUUCAACUAGAGCCAGAAAAUGCUGGUAAUUAUGUCCUGCUUUCCAACAUUUAUGCAUCCAAGAAAAUGUGGGAUGGGGUCAAUAGGCUGAGGGAUAUGAUGAAGACUGUAGGGUUGAAGAAAGAAAAAGGCUGUAGUUGGAUAGAGAUCAAGAACAAGGUACACAUGUUGUUGGCUGGUGAUAGUUCACACCCCAUGAUGGCUGCAAUAACUGAGAAGCUAAAACACCUUACUAUGGAGAUGAGGAGGCUAGGCUUUGCACCAAGUACAGAUUAUGUCCUACAUGAUGUGGAAGAGCAAGAAAAGGAUGAUAUCCUUUCUGUGCACAGUGAGAAGUUGGCUGUAGCAUUGGGCCUUAUAAGCACAAGUCAUGGAACACCCCUUCAGGUGAUAAAGAAUCUUCGGAUUUGUGGUGACUGCCAUGAAGCAAUGAAGUUCAUAUCAUCUUUCGAGAGGAGGGAGAUAUAUGUUAGAGACACCAACCGAUUUCAUCACUUCAAGGAUGGAAAAUGUUCAUGCGCAGACUAUUGGUGAUUUUUCUUGUCUUGUUCGACUCUACAUUUUACAGAACUUGGCAAGGAUGGUGUAGAAAAGCAUCUACGUCUCUGUACCCUAGGUUAAUAUUUCCUCAUGAGGUAAUUACUUACCAGCAAUAUCUGCAUUACUUAGUGAUUUAUUUUAUAAUAAUAAUAAUAAUAAUAAUAAUAAUAAUAAUAAUAAUAAUAAUAAUAAUAAUAAUAAUAAUAAUAAUAUUAAUAUUAAUAUUAUUAUUAUUAUUAUUAUUAUUAUUGAGCAAGGGCUGAAAGCCCAUUUUCAUUACCAGAAAUGGGAUAGUCUUUACAUUACAACACGACCUUUACACCAUUACAUGAUAACAGACAGCACAGCUAUCACAGUUUUCUGGCACUAUGAGGGUUCCAUCCCACCCCUUUCCUGCCAUAACCUGAAACUAAGACACAGGACUACUGUGUCACCUUAAAGCAUAACCGGGACUUAGUAUCAGGAAUGGCAUGACUUGCCCAUCACCAAAACACAAACAUCCAGGACCGAAGGUAAUGACAUAACACACCCAAGGUUUGAAAGCAGGGCUUCCCGAAGGACCUUCAACUCUCCUGUUCUACACUAGGUUGGUAUAUAUUCAUGAGGUAAUUGUUUACCUGCGAUGUCAGCAAUUUAACAUGUAAAAAGAAACAAAGGAACUCCUACGUUCUAUUGACCAACAAAGAAUACAUAAAAUCCUUCAUUGUACUUUGGUUGCAAUUUCAGAAUUUAUCAAUCUGAUAUAUCGCACAAUCUCCAUCAUGUCAGUUUUGGUAGCUCAUUGUUUUUUAUAUUUUUCUUUUAGACCACACCAGCUUCUAGUCUCUUAUGAAAGAUCUGUCUUAUUGCAACCAUAAAUACCCAACGGGUCAUUUUCCUGAGUUAGUACUUCCUUUAGGAAAUAGAAUGCAUAAUAUAUUUGCAUAGUGUCAGAUGUAGUCUAUAUCACUGUGUUGUAAUUCCUAUCCCUUGCAAAAUGCAAACUCUGUUUUGUAAUCUGGUAUUGGUAGCAACUUUUAGUUGCCUACUUAUCAAUUGUUAUUUGGUUUGUGCAAUUUUCAUAAGAAACAUGAUAUAUUUAUAUAGUAGACAAUCCCAUCUUACCUGCAUAUGUUUGAUGGACAGAAUAAUUUCUUAAGCAAUUUCAGUUGAAAGUAAUAUUAUUUUAUAUGAAAAGUAUUCAUGGUUGUGAUCUGCAGACUUGUUGAUUUAAGUGACCGUAUACAUGUAAACUGAGGAUAUGGUAAAUAAAGAAGGAUUUACAGGUGAAGAAAAGCUAAAGCCUUAAAGAUGCUCGAUGGUUUCAGAUAUUUUCAUAACCCCUUUUCCAUUGACGAAGUUACUUGCAUCUUCUUGUUCUCUCGUCUCUGGGAGAGGCAGAGAGCUAGCUCUGUGUUUUUGUUUGGUUCUAUGCCCUACCAAAAGUUGGCAGAGCAAAAACCUUGGGAUUGGUAAAUUUUGGUAGGAUAGAGAUGAAGAUGUCUAGUGCUAAAAUUGUACUUAUUUGAGAUAGAUACAUGAACUUGCCAUAAUUUUUGCUGA
Molecule: messenger RNA, 3879 nt
Organism: Oryza sativa Japonica Group (Japanese rice)
Lineage: Eukaryota; Viridiplantae; Streptophyta; Magnoliopsida; Poales; Poaceae
Source: RefSeq, a predicted model, not a curated record